This is a messenger RNA of Epinephelus moara (kelp grouper), 2004 nucleotides long. RefSeq names its product solute carrier family 22 member 7-like. The transcript is spliced from 11 exons. Gene Ontology annotation, biological process: transmembrane transport. The coding region runs from base 111 to 1754 and encodes 547 amino acids. NCBI's taxonomy places the organism in Eukaryota, Metazoa, Chordata, Actinopteri, Perciformes, Serranidae. The record is from RefSeq and is a predicted model, not a curated record. Gene Ontology annotation, cellular component: membrane. Gene Ontology annotation, molecular function: transmembrane transporter activity.
ACCACAUGCUGGACAGAGAGCUCUGCAGGAGUUUCUAAUAGAGCAGUGGUGCAGAUUUAAAAGUGCAUUGGUCCUGCACUGUUCUCAAUUGAGCUGUAGGCACAGUGAAGAUGAAGUUUGAGGAUAUCCUGGAGGAAAUCAACGGUUUUGGGCCUUUCCAAAUCCUCAUCAUCAUCCUGCUGUGCAUCCCUCGAAUAGUUCUGCCCUGUCACUUCCUACUGAGUAACUUCAUCGCUGCAUUUCCUCCUCACCACUGUGACAUCAGCACCCUGGGUGAUGGAGGUCUCUUAAAAAAUUUAACUCACGAGCAGAGACUGACCGUCAGCAUUCCUGUACGAGAGGAUGGGGUCCCAAAAUCCUGCGAGAUGUUUGCAGAGCCUCAGUUUCAGCUCUUAGCCAACGGCUCCAUCAGCGCUGACCUGCCAACUGUUCAGUGUCAGAGUGGAUGGGUUUAUGACAACUCCACCUUCACCUCCACUCUGGCAACAGAGUGGGACCUUGUCUGUGAUAGAAAAAGCCUGACCAAAACAACAGGCACAAUCUUCUUUGUUGGAGUGAUGAUGGGGGGCAUUGCUUUUGGAUUCCUCAGUGAUAAGUACGGGAGGAGAAACUCUCUGCUGGCCUCGUACAUCAUAUCCGCCGUGUUUGGCUUCUCCAGCGCAUUUGCAAACUCCUAUGUUUUGUUUGCAGCGCUGAGAUUUCUCACCGGGGUUGGACUGACAGGAAUCAGCAUCAUCUCAGUAGUUCUCAGCAUUGAGUGGGUUGACACAGGUCACAGGUCAUUUAUUGGUGUGAUUGGCAGCCUGGCUUGGUCUGCCGGGAACAUGCUGCUGGCUGGGUUUGCCUUCCUGGUGAAUGACUGGCGGACACUGAUGAUGACUGUCACAGCUCCACUGGGUGUUGCAGUUCUGACCUGGUGGUGGAUUCCUGAGUCUGCCCGCUGGCUUUUAGUCAACAAUAAAGUGGAAAGGGCUCACUUUUACCUUGACAAAUGCGCCAAGUUCAACAAAAGACAAAAACUGUCAUCCAAGUUUAAACAAGAGACACUGUCUGAAAUCCUGGAAAAGCAGGACACAAACUACACGUACCUUCACCUAAUCAAGACCCCAAAGAUGAGACGGUUAACUCUACUGACUGGGAUUGUGUGGUACGGAGUUUCCUCAGCGUAUUAUGGAAUCAGCUUGAACAUCAGUGGAUUUGGUUUAAACAUGCACCUCACACACUUCAUCUAUGCUGCCAUUGAAGUCCCCGCCAAGCUGAUGAUCUACUGCUUUCUCAACAUCAUUGGACGAAGGAAGUGUCAAGCCGGCACGCUGUUACUGACUGGCAUCUGCAUCGCCAUAAACAUCUUUUUACCACAAGGUCUGUGGCACAUGCGUGCUGUUGUUGCCAUUCUUGGAAAAGGCCUAUCAGAAGCUUCCUUCACUGCUGUCUUCCUAUACACAACAGAACUUUACCCCACAGUUGUCAGACAAAAUAGUUUGGGCUACACCACCUUCAUGAGUCGUCUGGGAGCAUCAGUGGCUCCGCUUAUCCUGCUGCUGGAGGACGUGUGGACUCCUCUUCCUCAGGUCAUCAUCUGCUCUUUGGCCAUCAUUUCUGGCCUGACGGUUUUGCUUCUACCAGAGACACUAAAUGUGAGGCUGCCCGAGACAAUAGACGACAUUGAAAAGCCAAGAGCAAGUGAGGUCUCCUCUCACUCUGUGGAGACUGCAGGUGUUUUCCUGGAAUCAAUGAGCACAACAGACAUUUAGUAGUGAAGAGACGAGUAAAACAGGGACUUUGUAACUUGAUCAUGCAUCACACAUAACUACCCUGACCUUACUGCCUUUUGCACAUGUAAACAGUGGAGUCGAGCACACUGUCAUCAUUCAUCAUGUAGAGUACAUCUUAUCUUUUCUGCUAUUUGUAAGAAAACUCAGGUCAAAAUCUUUCUGUGUGUCAGUGUGUUAACAUCAAUGUUUGGGUUAGCGAAGAUAAUGUAUUUAUAAGGUGCAAACUGAA